Molecule: messenger RNA, 937 nt
Organism: Colletotrichum godetiae
Lineage: Eukaryota; Fungi; Ascomycota; Sordariomycetes; Glomerellales; Glomerellaceae
Product: glutaredoxin
Exons: 2
Coding region: 267-641 (124 amino acids)
Biological process (GO): cellular response to oxidative stress
Cellular component (GO): nucleus; cytoplasm
Molecular function (GO): glutathione disulfide oxidoreductase activity
Source: RefSeq, a predicted model, not a curated record
UCAUCCACUCCCGCCGCCUUCGGCCCCGAAUUGCCUUUCCCUCGCUGCAAGUCCUGUCUCCGUCGCAACUAAACUGAACUGCAUCCAGCACAUCCAGCACCUGCCCAUACGCUCCAAGCACCACCAGCACCCCGCCCCUGCCCGCUGCAUUGCGACACUUUGCCUGACAAAUAACCCCCCCACCAGAGUCCCUCCGCUCCCUCCUGCAUUUAUUAUAUCAUCGCCCUCUGCCCCUCCUUCUUGCCUACCCCCCUUCCCUUCUCGAAAUGGCAUCACUAUUCAGACGUCUCUUCUCCUCAUCCCAGACAUCACCAGCAAACAUGGCCGCCACUAAGCAAAAGGUUCAGUCCCUCAUUGAUGACAACAAGGUCGUCGUCUUUUCAAAGUCCUACUGCCCCUACUGCCGCGCCACAAAGUCCGUCCUCGACGAGAUCAACGCCGAUUACACCGUCCUCGAGCUCGACCAGAUUGACGACGGCAACGCCAUCCAGGACGCCCUCCAGGAUAUCACCGGCCAGCGCACCGUCCCCAACAGCUUCAUUGCCCAAAAGCACAUUGGCGGCAACUCGGACCUGCAGGGCCUGCUCAAGGGCGGCAAACUCGAGAACCUCCUCAAGGAGGCCGGCGCUCUCAAGGCGUAAGGCUCCCAUUCCGUCCUCGGCAUAGAGAAAGAUCAGAAAGAGGAGGGACAGACAGACAGACACACCCAUGAUUGAAUAGAAACUGGUUGGAAAAUCCAUACGGCACAGAGCACGCUGACGGGCGCGAUAUUUCAAAUCUUAAGGCCGUCCAAGUUGUAGCUGUUGCUGCGCGAAUCUACAACCCGUGUUUGAAGGAGGCUGGAAUUGACGGAUUAUAUAUACCACGAGCUUAAAGGCAUAAAGAUAGGUGCUUAAAGUCUCGAAAUACAAGUUUCCAAAAAAAUUUAAAAAAAAUA